Messenger RNA from Thunnus maccoyii (southern bluefin tuna), 1752 nucleotides. RefSeq names its product chromosome 2 C17orf67 homolog (gene c2h17orf67). The record is from RefSeq and is a predicted model, not a curated record. The transcript is spliced from 5 exons. Lineage: Eukaryota; Metazoa; Chordata; Actinopteri; Scombriformes; Scombridae. The coding region runs from base 1220 to 1492 and encodes 90 amino acids.
CUUUUCUGCUAGAUGCCACUAAAUUCUACACUCUGCACCUUUAAUGGUGAGGAACAGACCUCACACAAUUUCUAUCAUAACUCCACCGAACUUCAACCUGAGCAUAAGUCUAGAAGUGAAAAACACCUGUGUGGAAACGAACAAGGAAGUAAAUUCGAAUAAUAUCUCACUCGGCUGUCAUCUCUGAAUCUGAGCUCCUGAUGUGCAGGCAGCAGCUCCACAGCACGCAUGCGCUCUGCACUGCAUCAUGAGCCCAUAGCGUGUUAGAUAAUCACAUUGAGGGAACAAAAGCUUCCUAUUUCUAUGUCUUAGGAAUGAAUCAAAGCUACACCAUUAGUAUAAUAUAACUGCGCACGGUGGCUACUGGAGACAUGGGUCAUGAAAAAGGAGCUCAAGAAGAGGAAACGGAAAGAAUGACGCACAAUGACGUUUUCCCUCGAACGUCACUGGCAGUGCCCCACUUCAUCUCUACAAUAAAUUAAUGACAGAAAAGCUAAUUAGCUUAAUAUCUUGGCAGGUAGGCGAUUAAAGAAAACAAAGACCUAAACUCUGCAAUCAUAAUACAUGUUUUAAUGUUUAAAAAUUAGAUAAAAGCUUUAUGAUCCCUGUCCGGAAAUGUGGUCUUUGUAACAGCAGAGCAGUGAUGUUAAGAAGAAAACAACAAUAACCAUAUUGAGAAUAACAAAAAAAACCUAACUGAAAACGGAGAUAAAUUAUUAUAAUUGACGCAAUUCAAAACUUUAAUUGCGGUUUGACUAAUGAGAUAUUUUCUUACUGAGGUUAUUUAACCUUCUGGAGGCACCAAGCAGACGUUUGAUUUUCCUACCAAGAGUUUCUUAGUAUUGCACUCCCAUCAACUUGGGGGACUUGUCAACGACAGAUUUUUUUUUUUUAAGAAUGGUCAAAAUUGGUCUGAGACAUCCUAAUUUUUAAUACUUUGCGUGGGUCAAACUCUAAAAACACUGGAUCCUACACUUCCCAUAAUGCUUAAUUACCCUCACUGACAGGUGAACGCCCACAUCUUUUAAAUUCCAUUUUCCCAGUUUGUGAAGCAGCCCUCUUUAUUAAAUUUUCUCAGAAAAAAAUUAAACCACAUGGUAUGUGAUGUGGUUUGUGGGUGACGUGCAGGAGGGGGAGGAGAAUUUCCCCCUUCAUCCCCUCUGGACUCUGGUCUGGACCUCAGAGCAGAGAAGGCUCAAGCAGAAAAAAGGUGAAGAAGAUGAAGAAGCUGGUGGUGUUUUUGCUCUGCCUGGUCUUGCUGACCAUCCACACAGAUGCCAACCCUAUCAUCAAGGAGAGCUUUGCUAAGCAGCUGCUUCGCAGCAAGAGGCAGGAGCGACCAGCGAAGCCCGGCUACCCCGAUGAGCCAAUGAGGGAGCAUCUGCUCCACAUGCAGGCUCUGGAUCAGAGGGCCCAGGAGACCAACCUGGAGCACUGGCUGAACCCUCACUGCUACCCACGCUGUGACAGGAACUAUGGAUACCCUGUCUGAUGAUGAUGAUGAUGAUGGUGAUGAUGAUUACAAAGGAGAGGACCAGAGACUGACGACAUGGAUGGUUAUUAAAAGAUCUCUUUCUCUUGAAAUAUAAUGACCAUGUGAUGUCUGUGGAGUAAAUGGUCAUGCAUAUAUAAUCCUACAGCUGUGUAGUUUACCAUUAUCAAUAGUUUCCACAUGUAUUUUUCAAAUUGUGUAUCAUGUAUCAUAGAGAGUGAAGUGUGUUAAUGAUGAAUACAGUCUCAAAUAAAUUCAAA